AACACCAUCAGACUAGUCGAUAUCAUUGGAACCGGUGCCUAUGGAGUCGUAUUUAUUGGUCAACACAUCCACACCAACCAGAGAUAUGCUGUGAAAUGGGUUCUUGGAACAAAGACGACUGAGAAUGAGAUCUCGAUACACUCCCAACUUCCCAGCCACCAAAACGUGCUCUCCCUUGUCCUAGUGACAACAGAGCCUGCGGGGGUAUUCAUUGUGCUUGAGUACGCUCCUGGAGGCGAUCUAUUUGCAGCAAUUACCAAAGCACAUGAAAUUGUCGGUGACAACCAUGCCAUCCGACAUGUAUUUCUACAAAUCUUGAGCGCCGUACAACAUUGUCACCAAAACGGAGUUUUCCAUCGUGAUCUCAAGCCGGAAAACGUCUUGCUUUUCCCGAAUCUCCUUGUCAAACUCGCUGACUUUGGACUCGCCACCACACGAACAGUAUCUGCAGAUUUUGGCUGUGGGUCGAUAUUCUACUAUUCACCAGAGUGUCAGGGUGCUUCUUUUCGUAAAGAUCAGAAACGUAAAGCUUAUGGCUGCCAGCAAAGUGACGUAUGGAGCCUGGGAGUGAUUUUGAUCAAUCUGGUCGUUGGACGGAACCCUUGGAAGGAGGCCAAUCUCCAGGACCCCACCUUUAAAGCUUAUGUUCGCAAACCACGCCAUUUCUUCCGUUCCAUUCUACCCGUCAUCUCAGACGAAUUGGAUUCUAUUCUGAGUCGCAUCUUUUGCAUUGAUCCCGCGCGCCGAAUUUCUCUACCAGAAUUGAGGAUUCUCAUCCUUGGUUGUCGUACAUUCACC
Messenger RNA from Phycomyces blakesleeanus NRRL 1555(-), 798 nucleotides. RefSeq lists its product as hypothetical. NCBI's taxonomy places the organism in Eukaryota, Fungi, Mucoromycota, Mucoromycetes, Mucorales, Phycomycetaceae. Gene Ontology annotation, biological process: protein phosphorylation; intracellular signal transduction. The record is from RefSeq and is a predicted model, not a curated record. Gene Ontology annotation, molecular function: ATP binding; protein serine/threonine kinase activity. The annotation marks the transcript as partial. The transcript has 2 exons.